Anolis sagrei ordinatus is the source of this 3671-nucleotide messenger RNA. RefSeq names its product galactosidase beta 1 like 2 (gene GLB1L2). The record is from RefSeq and is a predicted model, not a curated record. Gene Ontology annotation, biological process: carbohydrate metabolic process. Gene Ontology annotation, molecular function: beta-galactosidase activity. Lineage: Eukaryota; Metazoa; Chordata; Lepidosauria; Squamata; Anolidae. Gene Ontology annotation, cellular component: vacuole.
GCGGCCGAGGAAGGACCCGCCUUUCUCCAAUGGGAGGAGCCCGGGUGCGUAGCGGUGCGCCAAUGGUGGGGGAAGCUGGAGUCCCUGGUAACGGGGCCGGGCCGGGCCUCUUCCCAGGGAUGUGGAGCUGCGGGGGCCGGCGGCGGCGGAGGAUCUUGGGGGCCGUCCUCUUGGUCCUCAUGGCGGCCGUGGUGGUGCGCAGGUAUUACCCGUGCCUGCCCAUUGUUUCAGAGGCCUGUGGGGAUGAGGUGCUACAGAGGUUGAACUUCACAGACAUGGUCCCAGUGCGCAUGAGGGGCCGGGUGCUAGGCUUACAGGCCAAGAAUGCCCAGUUCCUGCUGGAGGAGAGGCCCUUCCGGAUUUUGGGAGGCUCGCUGCACUACUUCCGCAUCCCCCGAGAAUACUGGGAGGACCGCCUGAUGAAGAUGAAGGCCUGUGGCUUGAACACUGUCACGACGUACGUCCCGUGGAAUCUCCACGAGGCAAUAAGAGGGAAGUUUGACUUCAGUGGAAACCUGGACCUGCAGGCUUUCAUUAAGAUGGCAGAAGAAGUUGGGCUGUGGGUGAUUCUCCGCCCAGGACCAUACAUCUGCUCUGAGUGGGACCUUGGUGGAUUGCCUAGCUGGUUGCUCCAAGACCCUGAAAUGCAGUUGAGGACAACCUACCGGGGAUUCACAGAGGCUGUGGAUAGCUACUUCGAUCAUCUGAUUCCCCAAGUGGUUUCUCUUCAGUACAAGUAUGGUGGUCCGAUCAUCGCUGUGCAGGUGGAGAAUGAGUAUGGCUCCUAUGCCCAAGAUCCGAGUUACAUGACGUAUAUAAAAAUGGCCCUGACCAGCAGGAAGAUUGUGGAGAUGUUGAUGACCUCCGACAACCACGAUGGACUGGCUUCUGGCACUGUGGAAGGAGCGCUGGCCACGAUUAACUUUCAGAAGUUGGACGCAGCCAUCAUGGUAUUUCUCAACGCUGACCAGCACAAAAUGCCAAAGAUGGUGAUGGAAUACUGGACUGGAUGGUUUGAUUCCUGGGGAGAACUUCAUCACGUCUUUGACGCAGAUGUAAUGGUACAAACAGUGGCAAAAGUCAUCAAGAUGGGAGCAUCCAUCAACCUCUACAUGUUCCACGGGGGCACAAACUUCGGCUUUCUGAAUGGCGCCCAGCAUUUCAAUGAAUACAAGGCAACCAUCACCAGCUAUGACUAUGAUGCCAUCCUGACCGAGUCUGGGGACUACACCCCCAAGUUCUUCAAGCUGCGACAGUUUUUCACAGACAUAUUGGGGGGCCCUUUGCCUGAGCCUCCAGUAAUUUCAAGUAAAGCGUCCUACGGGGCAAUCCUGAUGCAGCAAUACGUCUCUCUUUGGGAGGUGCUGCCCUCUCUGGUCAAGCCCGUCAGGUCAGAAACCCCGGUUAACAUGGAGAACCUCCCGGUGAACGACGGUAAUGGACAGGCCUUUGGGUAUACGCUCUAUGAGACUAUCUUACCUCAAGGAGGAGCAUUACAUACUCAUGACCACAUCCGGGACAGAGCCCAGAUGUUUCUUAAUAAGCGGUAUUUUGGCCUCCUUGAUUACAGCACACAAGAACUGACAAUCCCUGACGGGCAGGGAUACCGGCAACUCCAGCUCCUGGUCGAGAACUGUGGGCGAGUCAAUUACGGAGAGCAUCUCAACGACCAGCGGAAAGGCUUAAUUGGUGACAUCUCUCUCAACAAAACCCCCUUAAGGAACUUCAAGAUUUACAACCUGGAGAUGAAACCCAGCUUCAUGGAAAGUCUACGCGGAUUCACUCCCUGGAGCGCCGUUCCUGACAGUGCCGUGGGGCCCGCGUUUUUCCGAGGAACCCUCCAAGUGCAGCAUUUGCCUCGGGAUACUUUCUUAAAGCUGGAGGGCUGGGAAAAGGGAGUUGUGUUUGUCAAUGGGCAAAACCUCGGUCGCUACUGGAACAUUGGUCCUCAGGAAACGCUUUUCCUCCCAGGGACGUGGCUCCAGGAAGGACACAACGAGAUUAUCAUUUUUGAAGAGCGUGCUGCCGGCCGGAUUAUCCAGUCCACAGACUUGCCUUUCCUAGGAAAGAUCCAAUAUGUGAGCUGAGCGUGGGAGGGUGGUCUCCCUGGCUGCUCUACCAUCUACAAAGUUCACUUGAAGCACUGGUUGAGGGUUCCUGGGGCACCGAAGUCUGGAAGCAAGCGAGUCUUCUCCUCCUCCUCCUCCUCCUCUGCUAGAUCCCUGAUAAAGACAUGCCUCCUUGCUAAUGAAUGUCCUGGUUAUGGGUGAUGUUUGAUUAGUUAAGGUUUGCCACAUCCAUGGAUUUAGGAGGCGGACUCUGAAUACUUGAAAUGAGAAAACAAAAUCCUCCAAUAUCUCGAAAUCUUGUCCUCGAGGAUCUAACUCUUCCAUUGGUUUCUUGCCCCAGUUGUCUCAAAAGAAGCCAAGGGACUGGCAACGGGAUCAGUGUGCAAGGGGUGGAUUUACGAAGCUCUUCUCCAAGGUUUCAAACUGAACCAGGUGCAAAUUGGAAGAGAAAUGGUCUCACUGGCAUCUGCAAUAACCAGACUGGGGGAUAUACAAGACUUUCUUGUUGUUUUGAAGAAUAGAUUAUCUUUUAUUCCCUUCUUAGUUGCCGACUUCAGUCCUUAGGCGGGAUGGGUAGGAAUAUAAUCUUUGCAUUUAUGCAUCCAUUCUGUAGUGCAACCCCUGGAUUGUUAUUAUUUAUUAAAGGUACUUGAAGAACCACAAUAAGUUCUCCAACUCCAGCAGAUGAGCUGGGAGACAUGUCCAAGCCAUAUGGAAAUGGAAGCCAACUGCAUUUGGGAGUGUUCACACUUGGAAAUUGGACAUUAUGUCGAACUUUUAAGUGCACUCCACAAAUUGGUUAAUUCCAUGCUGUUUGUAGCACUGAGAACAAUGUAUAUGAUUUUCUGAAACAGGAUACAGUGUGUCACUGGAUAUAGCAACUUAUCGCAGGGUUAUGUGGGUCCUCCAUGAGAUGGCAGAGGUCCUUCCAUCUCAUGGAGGACCCAUGAGAUGACAGAGGUUCUGAGAUGUCAUCUUCCUUCCUCCCCAUGUCUCCCCUACAUAUAAUAGACCAGGAAGGCCAUUGACUUCCUGACUUUAGAUGAUGAAUGCAUUAGAGCAAAACAUCUGAAGACCACCAAGUUGGUGAGGACUGAAUUAGGACCUCAGGGGAGAUUUAACCUGGUUGAUCUCUCUCUAAUAGAGUAAGAAGACUACCAACCGAUCUAGGUAGAAUUUGGGAUGAUGCAGUCCAAAGUUCUGGCUGUCCUUGAAUCCUGGCAAGACUUUAUGUAUAGUUCACACUCUUCUUUGCCAUAUGGAUGAAAUGAGACUUUCAGACUAUUCCCAGCCAGACUUUCUCAAUUUUUUGUUGACAUUUGUAAGACAGGGGCAGCAGUAAAAGGAAUGAGAGUUGGCUUGAAAAGAAAAGACCUUCUUUUUCACUUGCCUUUCUUGGAAUCCAGAGUAGCAUGAGAAGGCAAUGUAGCAUGUGUACAUGUGAGAAGAUGAGUAUGUGUUGUCGAAGGCUUUCAUGGCCGGAAUCACUGGGUUGUUGUAGGAUUUUUCGGGCUAUAUGCCCAUGUUCUAGAGGCAUUUUCUCCUGAUGUUUCACCUGCAUCAAUGGCAAGCAUCCUCAGAGGUUGUGAGGAUACUUGCCAU